Messenger RNA from Botrytis fragariae, 786 nucleotides. RefSeq lists its product as uncharacterized. The coding region runs from base 1 to 786 and encodes 261 amino acids. The record is from RefSeq and is a predicted model, not a curated record. Lineage: Eukaryota; Fungi; Ascomycota; Leotiomycetes; Helotiales; Sclerotiniaceae. The transcript has 4 exons.
AUGCAACAAUCCGAAAUCAUAUAUCAACGAGGAGUGACAAAAAGAAGAGAAGUUAGACAUCAUUUUCCAGAUCGAGGAUUUUUUCCUGCUAAGGAUGAAAUUACUUUCAAAGAAACUCCAUGGAGUAUUUGGGAUUUAGUUACUCCAAGUUAUGGAUGUCCAUGGGAAAUGGAAAGACUCGGAAGAAUUGGGGAAGGAGGUUGGUGGAUUUGUGGAAUUAGUAAAUUUAUUCAGAAGAAAAAACCUUGUGUGGUCUAUAGUUUUGGUAUUGGGAAUGAUUCAUCAUUCGAAGCCGAAAUACUUAGUCGAACGAAAUGUGAAAUCUGGGGUUAUGAUCAACAUGUGCCGGGAUUCAAUUUUGGUGAAGAAGUUACGGAAGAAAUGAGAGCAAGAGCACAUUUUGAAAGAAAUGGAGCAAAUAGUGCUACAGAUGAUGCAAAUCGACUUGUUACAAUUCAAGAUAUGAUGAAAAGGAAUGGACACGAUUACAUUGACAUUUUGAAGACGGAUAUUGAAUAUUCGGAAUACAAUGCUCUCUCAUCCCUAAAUGGUUAUACACUUCCUGGCGGCGCUGGUGCACUUACAUCUCCAGAUCCAUUGAAACCAGAAUUUCCUAUCGGUCAAAUAUUGGUGGAAAUGCACAUCUUUGAGCGGCAGGGUAUUACUGCAAGUGUUUAUUUGGAUUGGUGGGAGAGUAUGGAAUUUAGGGGAUUGAGAGCUUUACAUAGAGAAAUUGAUACAGUAGCACCAGUAUACAUUGCUGAACGUGCAAGAUUCGAGGAAUAA